Cydia pomonella (codling moth) is the source of this 2008-nucleotide messenger RNA. RefSeq names its product synaptic vesicle glycoprotein 2A-like. The coding region runs from base 254 to 1798 and encodes 514 amino acids. Gene Ontology annotation, biological process: transmembrane transport. The record is from RefSeq and is a predicted model, not a curated record. Lineage: Eukaryota; Metazoa; Arthropoda; Insecta; Lepidoptera; Tortricidae. The transcript is spliced from 11 exons. Gene Ontology annotation, molecular function: transmembrane transporter activity.
UUUUAUAUUUAGUACCGCGCUGUGCUCUGUGUACGAUUCACGUUUCGCGCGGUUUAAGACCAGUUAUCAUUUUAAAAGCAGUAUGGUUUGAAUCGAACGGUACUUCGACAAAAAUAUAACCUUUUAGACUUUAAAACGGUGUGAUUUUUAUGCUUUGUUAAAUAAAAUUUGAUUUAUUGGUGUUGAAAUGAAGAGUUAGGUUAUGUACGCGUGAUAAAGUACCAGUUUAAGUUAUUGUUUAAUAGUUACAAAAAUGAAGAACUCUGAAGACCAGAAGUUGGAGGAUGGACAGGAAACCAAUGAUAUUACUUUUGAGGAUGCUUUUGAACAGACAGGUCACGGCCGAUUCAACCACUUAGUUCUCUUCACCAGCGGCCUGAUCAUGCUGAAUGUCUCCAUGGAGUCAGUCGGCAUGAGCUACGUGCUCACUUCAGCUCAGUGCGAGCUGGAGCUCUCAGAACAGCAUAAAGGGAUGAUCAACGCGGCUGCUUUCAUUGGUAUAGUAUCGACGUCAUUCCUGUGGGGCUACCUCGGCGACCGCGUUGGGCGGCGAGCAGUCAUGCUACCGGCCAUGAUAGCAUCUGCUGUGUUCUCUGUGGCCUCAGCAUUCGCUAGCGACGUAUGGACGCUAUUUUUGCUAAGGAUUCUGACAGGAUGUUUUGUAUCAGCCUCCAGUGCCACAGUAUACGCCUACCUCGGUGAAAUGCACGCCAACUCUCGGCGGGCGGCCGCCAUCGCUUGGGGCUCAGUUUUUAUCUCAUUCUCCUUCAUUAUCUUACCUGGUCUAGCCUGGGUAAUCAUCCCGGGCAAAUGGUCCUUCCACCUUCUCAGCAUCAGGAUAAGCUCCUGGCGCGCCUUCAUGUGGUCCUGGUGCGUUCCAGGGCUGGCAGCAGCAGGGAUUCUGUCUGUUCUGCCUGAGAGUCCACGCUUCAUACUGGCUUCUAAAGGCCCGGAGGCUGCGCUACCUGUCCUGGCUAAGAUGUACUCCUGGAAUCAUGGGACUGGAGCUGAUAACUACCCGGUAGAGAAAAUAACCACUAUCGGUGACGCAGAGGCGUUCAAAGGCGGUUUCGCUGGAGCUCUGAAGAACUUUACACACAUCUUCCGGCCGCCGCUGCUGCGUUGCGUCUUUAUAUCGCACAUAUCGAUGUUCGCCGUAUUUAUGCUAGCGAGCGGCCUCUACGUGUGGGUGCCCGAAGUAAUCAACAACAUCCUUCAAAACGACAGUGAAAGGAGCAUCUCCAUCUGCGAGAUCAUUACGCAGAAGGCGUUAAAUAAAACACAAGCCCUGGCUUCACAUGUGGAAGCGGUAUGCAACCCCAACAUAUCCGUGGGAGUCUUUCCAAUCUCCAUGGCCAUGGGGGCCGUAUUUGCCAUCACAUACCUCGCCAUUGGUGUGUUCAUCAAUAAAAUAGGAAAGAAGGCGCUAUACAACGGUAUCAUGUUCAUCUGCGGCCUAGCGACCAUAGCGGCGGCCUAUGUGCCGCAAGGGGGCGCCGCUACCGGCCUGCUGAUCUUAGCACUGUGCGCGGGCUGUGCGGCAUCCAUAUUGGCUGCCAUUGCUGUAGAUGUGUUCCCUACUUCGCUAAGAGCUAUGGCGAUGUGCGUGAUGUACAUGGUGGGGCGACUGGGCGCCGCCGUGGGGGCGUACCUGCUGGGAGCGACGCUGCACACGCACUGCGAGUUAGCCUUCUCUGCUAUGGGGGCUUUUAGUGCUGGAUCGACACUACUUAUGCUCUUCUGGCCCAACCCUCAAGCAGUUCGAGACGAAAUGGAAGAAAAGGGUCUCUCGUACUAAUCUACCUAGUGGUAGCAACAUCGUACACUCUUGACCAUUUUUCAACCCUAUUGCAGCGACAUUAAGGUUCAUCGAUGGUCAAUUAUGAGUGUCAGUAAAAGAUUAAUAUAAUGUUUCAAUUAGAUAAUAUUUGCCUCCGUGAGACUGAAUGAUAGAAUGAUUACAAUUUUGUAUUUAUACGUUUUGCAUUUUAAUAAAACGUUAAUAGAA